Gossypium arboreum is the source of this 767-nucleotide messenger RNA. RefSeq names its product transcription factor MUTE. The transcript has 3 exons. Gene Ontology annotation, cellular component: nucleus. The record is from RefSeq and is a predicted model, not a curated record. Lineage: Eukaryota; Viridiplantae; Streptophyta; Magnoliopsida; Malvales; Malvaceae. Gene Ontology annotation, molecular function: DNA-binding transcription factor activity; protein dimerization activity. Gene Ontology annotation, biological process: positive regulation of DNA-templated transcription; stomatal complex development; guard cell differentiation. The coding region runs from base 102 to 680 and encodes 192 amino acids.
CAAAAAAAACAACUUCAUGUCAAAGCAUUACAUCUGAAAGAUCCAUCACAUACAUAUAUAAAAGAUAAAAACCCUAGUUGAGAAUUGAACUCUUUGUGAACAUGUCUCAUAUUGCUGUGGAGAGAAAUAGGAGAAGGCAAAUGAAUGAGCAUCUCAAAGUUUUGCGUUCCUUAACCCCUUGUUUCUAUAUUAAGAGGGGUGACCAAGCAUCGGUCAUAGGUGGUGUGAUAGAGUUCAUCAAGGAGUUGCAACAAGUUUUACAAGCUUUGGAAUCGAAGAAACAAAGGAAGAGCUUAAGCCCUAACCCUAGUCCAAGUACCCCAAGGCCACUACCUUUGCCCGCAAAACCUAACCAUUCUCCCAUUGGAUUCGAACCGGUGGGAGAUGUCGGUGCUUGUUGCAACUCAUCGCUUGCGGAUGUUGAAGCAAGGAUCACCGGAUCCAACGUCGUCCUGAAGAUCGUGUGCGGACGAAUACCCGGUCAAAUUCUGAAGAUAAUAGCUGUGCUUGAGAAAUUUUCAUUUGAGGUUCUUCACGUCAACAUCAGCAGCAUGGAAGACACUUUUUUAUACUCCUUUGUCAUCAAGAUUGGUCUAGAAUGUCAGCUGAGCUUGGAGGAACUUGCUGUUGAAGUUCAGCAAAGCUUCUUCUCGGAGCCUGUUUUUCUAAACGAAAUAUAGAUUUUCAUAGCUUUCAAAUUUUCGUGUUUACAUGGUUUGUUGUUAUAUCCCUGCAUACAAGAAAUGAAACAUAUAUAAUUUCAUUUC